CCUCUUGUUCGGAGCUCUCCGUCGUGUGCUUCUUGUUGCUCUUCUUCUCGUGUAGACGACUGCCUUCCUGGCUGCAGACCCACACACCACUGCUUUGCUCUUGGCUCCGUCCUUCCCGCCAGCCUCUGUCCUAUACCCCAGCGUCCUUAUCUCAGCGGAACCCUCCUAGCCCCGCCUCACACACUCCCGGAGCCGCAGAGCCGUACCAGCAGUCCCACCCACACACACACACACACACACACACAUGACACUGGUUCUACGCAGAUUCUUCUCCGUGGCACGGGCCGCAGCUGACGCUGCGGCCGCUCCGUCGCUAAUCAAGCUCCACCCGGUCUCCCAGCUCAAGCAGAGACAGCUGCCGUCCUACGUCGGCCAGCCCAACUCGAUAGUCAAGUCGCUCAUCUGGACAACGCCGCCAAGCAACGUGCUCAUUGUGAAAAAGCCGUGGCACUCCAAGGUUCUCGACGCAGCCAUCACCUUCAUCCAGCACCUCCACGAAAACUACCCCUCCGUCAACAUCAUCGUCGUUCCAGAGGUCGCAGAGGAACUCAACGCCAUCGAGCAGACGGACACACGGCAAGGGGCGCCGGCGGCAGCAUCAGCAGACGGCGCCGACAAGCAACCCAUCAGCAUCUUCACCGGCCCGCUCGACGACAUCAUCUCCAGAACAGACCUCAUUGUCUCCCUUGGCGGCGACGGCACCAUCCUCCGCGGUGUCUCCCUCUUCUCGAACACAACCGUCCCGCCGGUCCUGUCCUUCUCCCUCGGCACCUUGGGUUUCCUACUUCCCUUCGACUUCAACAACUACGCCGACGCAUUCAAACAGGUGUUCGAGUCCCGCUCAAGCAUCCUCAAGCGGGAGAGAAUCGAGUGCCACAUUGUCAAGUCGAACCCGGACUCGGCAGACCUCAGCCAGCAGCGCAAGGACCUCGAAACGUCCUACCAGAACACUCGCUCCCUUAAUGCUCAAGAGGAAGUUGAACGUUUGAAACGCCUCUGCGCAGCCAUGGACGCCCCCUUCGAUAAGUUGACCGUAUCCUCCGAGCUCAAGUCCUUGAAGAAGUUGAAAAUCCAUGCCAUGAACGACAUCGUCCUACACAGAGGCUCCCUACCGGGAUUAGUCAACCUAGACGUCUACAUCAACGGCAACUUCCUCACCCGCACAACUGCAGACGGUCUCAUCUUCGCCACUCCAACAGGAUCCACCGCCUACUCCCUCUCCGCAGGAGGAUCCAUAGUCCACCCAGUCGUCAAGUGCAUCAUGCUCACGCCCAUCUGCCCAAGAAGUUUAUCAUUCCGGCCCUUGAUUCUCCCUCUCAACUCGCAUAUAUUGAUCAAGGUCAUUGGCAAAGAAAACGUCAAGAUCGACUACUCCAAGUGCAACGCAAAGCUAAGCAUAGAUGGCAUCCCGCAAUUGAAAAUGGUGCCUGGCGACGAGAUUCACAUCAUCAGCGAAAGUGUCUCAAGACUCAAUACCGUCAACGAUGAGGAUGAUGACGUCGCCUCAGCCGCCACCAUCUCUCCUCCUACCGUAGACGACUCUCCGGACACAGCAACUACCGGAAAAGACGUUCCAAGUAAGGUGAAGAUCGUGGGCAGACGUUCCCCAAAGAGAACAUCCGAAAGAAGCGGUGUUUGGUGUGUCGUCCAGAGCAAGGGCGACUGGGUGAAUGGAAUCAACGGAAUGUUGGGAUUCAACCUAGGCUUUAAAUCUUCCAAAUCGGAUAAAUGAGAAAAAAAUCCACUUUUUUAGUUAAGCUAUAUUCUUUC
Messenger RNA from Pichia membranifaciens NRRL Y-2026, 1770 nucleotides. RefSeq lists its product as hypothetical. Lineage: Eukaryota; Fungi; Ascomycota; Pichiomycetes; Pichiales; Pichiaceae. Bases 245 to 1732 code for a protein of 495 amino acids. Gene Ontology annotation, biological process: NAD+ metabolic process; NADP+ biosynthetic process. Gene Ontology annotation, molecular function: NAD+ kinase activity. The transcript has a single exon. The record is from RefSeq and is a predicted model, not a curated record.